This is a messenger RNA of Trematosphaeria pertusa, 5268 nucleotides long. RefSeq lists its product as uncharacterized. The transcript has 9 exons. Bases 1 to 5268 code for a protein of 1755 amino acids. Gene Ontology annotation, biological process: regulation of DNA-templated transcription; protein deubiquitination. The record is from RefSeq and is a predicted model, not a curated record. Gene Ontology annotation, molecular function: cysteine-type deubiquitinase activity; zinc ion binding; transcription factor binding. Gene Ontology annotation, cellular component: nucleolus. NCBI's taxonomy places the organism in Eukaryota, Fungi, Ascomycota, Dothideomycetes, Pleosporales, Trematosphaeriaceae.
AUGAGGGAAAAGGACCUCAAGAGAGCGCGAGAUGGCUCUCAUGGAGGACGCUAUUCUGAAGCCCCUGCAAAGCGCCGCAGACACCUCAGUGAGGGUCAUCUACAGUUGUCGAAGCUCUACGAGGACUUGGCUGCUGAACAAGACGAAGUACGGUUGGAGGCUGCUAAGCAGAUCGUUACGAAGUUCUCUCCGCAAAGCCACCCGAACGCAAAAGAAGUGGAACAAGCUCUGGAUCGGCUGAUACGAGGCCUAUGUACCCAGCGCAAGUCCGCUCGAUUUGGGUUCUGUGUCGCUUUGACAGAGCUACUGCGCCAAAUAUUUGGGCAGUCUCAAUCCUCAAUUGAAGGUCUAAACCUUGACGUCUAUGCUCUCAUCCUGACAAUCGAGAACAAGACAAAGGUUCAGGGUAACGUUGCUGGAGUGGAACGAAGAGAUCAUCUCAUUGGAAGACUCUUCGGAUAUAAGGCUGUUAUGCAAUCAUCGAUAGUCAUCGAGCCUGAGCUGUCUUUGAAAUGCUGGACCAAGCUUCUGGACCAAAUCUACGAAAUGGCGCGGGACGUUCCAUGGCUUCGGGAGGAAUGCUGCCUAAUCCUCGUUGACGCUAUCAAGACCCUAGGCUCCAAGUCCGCUUCACAAGAGUGUGCGCAGGAGCUCAUACAACGCCUCGUCUCCUCAAAGCUCGUCGAUACCCCUCAGGGUGUUGCAAUCUGGCUCACAGUGCGAGCAGCUUAUCCGGACGUACUUCCGACUGAUGCUUGGCGCCAUAACGAUCCCCUUUCAAAGAAGGAGCGCACGCGGUUGGCGAAAAUCAUGAAAGAAGACUUCCGUAGCGCCUCUGGGGCGGGGAGCGAUGAGGCUAUCAAAUCCGCCGGGGCUAAUCCUAACCCAGUCUUCGCGUGGAACCUUGUAUUAUCUGAGGCCUUGCAGAGGGACAUGAAUAAAAAGGAUGAUCAUACCGACGCCGACAAAUCUGUGUUCUCCCAGUUGUGGCUUGACACCGUCGACAGUCACUUAUUCGCUUUGUCUGCGUCCCACGAACGCAAAUCCUGGGGCUUCAAACUCUUCAAAGCCAUGGUUGAUCGGGUCCCCGAUUGGGCUAUUGCCGCAUUGUUUAGUCCGAAUUUCAUGCGGACCUUGCUAAAUCAAACCGUAAAGGCUGACCGCUUCCUCCAUAAAGCAGCACUGCAAGCGUGGAAAGCGAUUCAGCUCCGGGCCGAGCAUUCGCCUGGUUCCACUUCUGCACUCUUCAUUGCGCUCACUUCGAGAAAUGGGAGUGCCGACUUUGGCACUAAGAAGAGUUUGGAAACCCUAGAGCACAUCGUCUUGUCGUCUGACGAUGGAUCGCUGAGGAAAAUAGUGCGGCAUAUGAAGGCCCUCAUCCUUCGUCCGGAAACGUCGGAACAAGAGACUGCUGACCAGCGUCGACGAAGAUUUGCGGACCUGCUUCUGAGCAUUGUUCGGCAUGAUAAGCGUUACGAGGACCUUGGCUCCAACUUCGUGGAACAGGAUAAUUGGCUUCGGAAUAUCCUAGAACUCUUGGUCGAAUGUGCUUAUUUCGUCCCCAGCCAAAGCGCAAAGACGAGCAAAGUCCCCUUGCCUCCAAUCAGCGACUCCAAUAGGAAGAUGUUUCAGGAGCGGGUGUCAUCGUGUCUAACGCGGCUGCUCAAGCUGAAGGACCUUUCUCGAACAUCUAUUGCUACAAUGGUUCUGGGAAUGAUUCGAUCCAAGGCUACUUCCAAGGCUCUGGAUCCGAUAUUCAAGGCCGACGAGCCCGUCUUAAAGACAGUCAAAAGAGCGUUUCGAACGCUGGAUACCCUGUCUUCCGAGAGCUCCACGGCGCCGGCUACGGAAGGUCUUAUCCUUCUAUACUCUCUAACGCUACUCCAAGUGUAUAACGGCGAUGGGGACGCCUUGUUGAUGCUUGAAGAUUUGGAGUCAUCCCGGGACGCAUUACUUAAGACAACGAAGGACACGGCAACGCAUGGCCAGGAAGCUUUUGUCGAGAUCGUACUGUCUUUUUUGGGGAAUUCUCGCACCCUCUUCCGCGAGAUUGCCGAGGAUGCUUUCGCGGCAUUUGUUGCCAACAUUAGCCCUGAGGGGUUGCGCUCGUUGACCGACAUACUCGAUACGGAAGAAACUCUUGAAGGGCAGAGAGAGCUCUUCGCGCAAGACGAGGAGGACGCACAUAGCGCGAAUUCCAGCAGUGAUACGGAAGAAGCAUCAGACGUCGAAAUGCUUGACGGUGAAGGUAAAGGUGCCGAUGAAAGCGGGCCGGAAUCUGAUGAAGAAUCGUCAAGCGAGGCGGAAAGCGGUGCAAACGACGGCACAGGUAGCGAUGCGGAAGAGGAGGACGAAGAAUUAGUCCACUUCAACAAUAUGCUAUCCAUAGCCUUGCAGACAUCCAACCCUGCUUUGAAUGGCAACGCAUCAGAGAGCUCGGAGGAGUCGGACAUGGACGACGAGCAGAUGAUGGCACUAGACCCUCAUCUUUCGAAGAUCUUUCAGCAGCGACAACAGACACCCCGCAAGAAGACGCGCGAAGACGCAAAACAGAACAUGAUCCAGUUCAAAAACCGAGUCCUUGAUCUCCUCGCUAUUUUCUUCGAAAAGGAGCCCUCGAGUCCGCUGGCUCUGGAAGCACUGCUUCCACUCCUGCGACGGACGCGAAGCAAGGCGAACCAGCAGCUGGCGGAGAGAAGCAUGAAGCUGCUGAGGUCGUAUUUUGAUAUGCACGCAAAACACAAGGCUUCCCUCCCGACGCCAACCGACGUUGACCCAGUCUGGCAAGUGCUGCAAGCGAUUCACGAGGAGGGCAAGCUAGGGGAUGGCGGUAACCUGCAUCUCCAGUCUACGCCCCUACUGCCAGCGGACGCAGAGAUGGCUUGCCCGCACGUCAACGCUCCGGAGCUCCGCGCCCCCGGCCCAACCCAGUCGGUGUACCGUGAAGACUGCACGCAAUGCUUCGAUUCUAUUGACGACCCCACCGGCCUCGAUGUUUGCCUCUUCUGCUUCAACGGCAGCUGCACCGGUGAGCGAAACCACUCCGCCCUCCACUUCUCCUCGACGCAUCAUCCACUCGUCCUGAAUAUCAAGCGCACGCGUAAGAAGGUGAAGCGCGACGAGCCUCCGCAGAAGAUCUCCAAGCUCGCUAUCGCAGCCGAGACAGAAGCCGACCGCUACGACACAACGACACAAGUCAACUGCUAUGCAUGCGGCAUCAAUGAUGUAGCCAAGACCUCGGGGAAGCUUCCUCAGGUGGUGGAUGCGGUUUUGAAGGCAAAUACAUUUGCGCGGCAGGAGGAAGUCAAGGCUUGGGAGCAGGAGCUGACAGCCUGCGAGCACACGCUAUGCCUGGAGCAAGAUGCGGCGCGGCAGAUUGAGUCCCAGAAUUUGGGCCACUGCUCCGCGUGCGAUCUAAAGGAGAACCUGUGGCUGUGCUUGACCUGCGGCAAUUUGGGCUGUGGCCGCGCUCAGUUCGGUGGCAUUGGUGGCAACUCUCACGGUCUCGAGCACACCAAGACCACGGGCCACCCUGUAGCAGUCAAGCUAGGAUCUUUGACCGCCGACGGAACGGCUGACAUCUACUGCUACGCCUGCGACGAGGAGCGGAUCGAUCCGGAGCUACCCAAUCAUCUCAUGCAUUGGGGCAUCAACAUCAAGGACAGGAUCAAGACAGAGAAGAGCCUCACGGAAAUGCAGGUUGAGCAGAACCUGAAGUGGGAGUUUUCGAUGACAACGGAGGAUGGCAAGGAGCUGAAGCCGCUGUUUGGCUCGGGAUUCACCGGCUUGAAGAACCUAGGUAAUAGCUGCUAUCUUAAUAGCACCCUCCAAGCCCUAUUCUCGAUGCCAGAGUUCGUGGAGCGAUACCACCAUCCCGGCCAGGGUCCUACGGAUGCACCUCAACCAGCGGAGGAUCUUGAGACCCAGCUUCGGAAGGUCGCCGAUGGGUUGCUCUCUGGACGCUAUUCGAAGCCAGAUAGCGAUGUUCUUGUCUCAGAACAUACUCCUGAGGUCCCACACCAGAAGGGGCUCGCGCCCGCUAUGCUCAAACAUCUCAUUGGACGAGGUCACCCUGAGUUCUCUACCAUGCGACAGCAGGACGCAUUCGAGCUGCUGCUACACCUGCUGAAGCUCGUUUCACGAUCUACACAUGUCGCACCUCUCAAGGAUCCUGUGGAUGCGUUCAGGUUCGUCAUGGAGCAGCGGCUGCAGUGCAUCAACUGCAAGAAGGUGCGCUAUCGCCAAGAUGAGCAAGAGAAUAUCUCGAUUCCAGUGCCCAUCAGGAGGAUCCCCAAAGAUGCGAAGAUGGAGGUGACGGAUGCCGAGGGUAAAGAGAAGGAAAAGGAGGAGUUCGAGCCAGUCACGCUCAAAGAAUGCCUGGAUAUUUUCACCGCGGAUGAGGCAGUCGAGCUUACCUGCAGCGCUUGCGGAAGCAAGGCUGGUUUCACCAAGAAGAGCAUGUUCAAGACGUUCCCUGCGGUAUUGGCUGUGAAUGCGCGUCGCUUCGAGUUGGUCAACUGGGUCCCUACGAAGCAGGAUGUGCCCGUCAUCGUAGACGACGAGCCAUUUUCGUUCGAUGCAUACCAGUCCAAGGGCGUCCAGGAGGGCGAAGAGCUCCUACCAGAAGAUGGCGACACGGGAAGCACUCCGAAGUGGGUCCCCAACGAAGCCGCAUUAGAGAUGCUGGAAGCAAUGGGCUUCCCUCGCGUCAGGUGCGAGAAGGCCCUGCAUGCGACUGGCAACGCCGAUCCGGAGGCUGCUUCUAACUGGCUCUUCGCGCACAUGGAGGAUCCUGACAUUGACGUCCCGGUAGACUUCAAUGCUGGCAGUGGACAGGGAGGUGCUUCGACUGCGGUUGAUCCGGAGAAGAUCGAGAAUCUGUGCGCCAUGGGCUUCAAUGCUCCACAAGCUCGGCAGGCCCUGAAAGAGACUGGCGGUGAUAUGGAGCGCGCUGUUGAUUGGCUGUUCAGUCAUCCCGAUGCGCAGGGCGACUUCGAAGGAGGCGGAAGCUCGGAGGCACCAGCCGACGCGAAGGAGAAGACACUACCAGGCAGUGAUAAAUUGCCAGCAAACUUCCAACUCCAGUCCAUUGUCUGCCAUAAGGGCAGCUCCAUUCACGCCGGACACUACGUCGCAUUCAUCCGCAAGCAGCUUCCUGACGAGCAAUCUGCAUCGUGGGUGCUCUUCAACGACGAAAAGGUGGCCAAGGCGGGCGAUGUGGAGGAGAUGAAGAAGUUUGCAUAUGUGUAUUUCUUCAGGCGUUUGUAA